CCAACUAGCAGGAGCUAGCUUGUCAGACGAGAAGACAGUACUCAGCGAAAUAAUAUCGACUGCUACCACAAUAACAACAACAACAACAACAACAACAGCUGCUGCUCUGUGCUCAGAGGAAAGGUGAACGUCCUGAUGUUGAGCACCUGAAAAUGCCACGUCCGAUAUUUAAUCGAAGUUAAGACGAUAUCACAUGAUGGAACUACCAGCACAAACGUGUUUUGACGGUUACCGCAUAAGGACAUGGGUCUGUUCUGACACGUCCUGAAAGCAUGGAGCGUUAAACUCAAUGCAUCGGAUGAAGUCACUUUCUCUCCAGAAACUGCAAAUUGCACUCAUAAAGAGACGCUAAAAGGAAAGACAUGUUUGCCAAGUUGAAGAAGAAGAUCGCCGAGGAGGCGGCCACAGCACCCAGGAGCGGUGUUCGUAUACCACGCACUAUCAGCAAGGAGUCCAUAACCUCAGUGGGAGCAGACUCAGGGGAUGACUUUGCAUCGGAUGGCAGCAGCUCCAGGGACGACCUGCCGGCCCAGCUGAUCAGGAGGAACGAUCAGAUACGGAAGCUGGAGGCCAAACUAACAGACUACGCUGACCAGCUACGAAUUAUGCAGAAGACCAAGGACAAGCUUGAAAUUGCAUUAGAAAAGCAUCAGGAUUUGUCCAUCAAGAAACUACAAGACCAGAAUGAGUCCCACCAAGCUAGCAGGGCCAAAUUAACAGAGGGGAUGGCUGUAGCACUGGAGAAGAAGGAUCAGGAGUGGAUGGAAAAAGUUGCUGCUGUCGAACAGGAGAAGGCUGCUCUGUCAGCCCGACUAGAAGAGACGAUGGAGCAAAGCUUAGCACUCUUCCAGAAAAGAGAUGACUUGGAUGAACUGGAGGGUUUUCAGCAGCAGGAGCUCGCUAAAGUUAAACACAUGCUGCUAAAGAAGGAGGAGCAGCUGAGCCAGCGGGAGCAGGAGCUCCAACAGAAGGAGGCCGAGGUUCAGUCAGCAAGGCGAGGGCUGUCUGAGGCUCGCGGGAAACUCAGAUCUCUGGAGCAGCAGCAUGAGGAGAGCAGCAGACUGAACUCUGAGUUUGAAAUAGAACGAGAGGAGCUGCUGCUGCUCCGAGAGGAGGCAGACAAGAAGGUCAGUGAGCUGGAGGGACGAUGCCAGGAGUUACAGUCAGUAAUCCAACAGGUCUCUGAAGACUUCCAGAAGUCUCAGAGUAUGGUGUCGACUUUAGAGAGGUCCCUCCACGAUUUACAGACUGAACACGACGCCCUGAAGUUACAACAACAAAAGGCUGCUGUCAUGGAGGAGGACAAAGAGCGCUUGUUAGCGGACCUUCAGAAGAAAGUGACGUCUCUGGAGAGGCGGCUGCAGGGGAACCUGAGUCAGGAUGAACAUCUACAGGAGCUUCUGCAGGAGAAGUCCAGCGUGGAGCAAAGCCUGGAAGAGACCAGAGCAGAGCUGCUUGCAGUCCGGACAAAUCACGCCGAUACCGUAUCCUCCCUGGAGACUCAGGUUUCAAGAAUGAGCUGCAGCAUCACUGAGCUGCAGACUCUUCUCCGACACAAAGACGACUCCUCCAGAGCCUACAGAGAGCGAACAGACACUCAGAUAGCUGAUCUGGAGCAGCAAGUGUCGGAGUGUGGAGAGAGACUGAAGAGCGCAGAGCAGCAGAUUACAGAGAAACAGCAGCAGGUGGAUAAGAUUGAAGGAGAGUGGGUUGCAGAGAAAGCCUUCCUCGAUCAGCAGGUGUGUUUGUUAGAGCAGCAGAAUCAGGAAAAGAGCAGCCGGCUGGAGGAAAGCAUCACCUCUCUACACACAGAGAGACAGAUGCUGCAGGACAGGCUGGCUGAUCUGAACAAACAGAUGGACGAGGCAAACUCAAAUCUGAGGACGCAGUCAGAAGAGCUGGAGCAGUGCAGGACGGAGUUGAUCAGCCGACAGACAGUGAGCACAGAAAUAGCCAAAGCUCUAGAGGACUCCAGAAGACAGAAGGAGGAGCUACAAACACAGGUUGCCGAGAUGACCUCAUCUCUUCAGACGUCGCAGCAGGACCUGUCCUCUGUCAAUGAGAAGCUCACUGAGAGAGAGAAAAGCAUCAAAAAACUUCAGGAUGAGGUGCAGCAUCGGCAGGAGUCUCUGGUCCAGCUGCAGGAGGAGGUGGAGCGGCAGCGGGCUCAGAUGGAGCAUAUGGAGCUGGACAAAGACUCCCAGCUGGUCGGCCUGAGGGAGGAGCUGCACAGCCAGACACAGCAGCUCGAUGGCUACCAGGCGAGGAUCUCAUACCUGGAGGUGGAGGUGGAAACGCUCACGGAGCAGCUAAACACUCCUGAAGUGUGUGAGGAGGAUCAGAACGGCACUGUGACGGUGGACGAUCUGGAUCACCUUCAGAAAGUCAACAGAGAGCUGGAGCAGCAGCUGAGCGACAAGAACAGGACCAUCAAGCAGCUGCAACAGAGACUUGCAGAACUGAAGAGGACCCUUCAAAAGGAACUGAAGCUGAAACCUGAACCAGAAGCUGAAGGAAAGGAGAAGUUGCCAGAAAGCAGAGCGGAAAAACAAGAGAGGGUUUUUUCGGACCCGCCACCAGCAUCGUCGCCGAGCCCCCCGACCUCCAACACCACAGUGACCAACACAUCGGACCUCAACGACUCACGGGAAAUCAACUUUGAGUAUCUCAAACACGUGGUCCUCAAGUUUAUGUCAUCCAGGGAGGCUGAGGCGUUCCAGCUGAUACGAGCUGUGUCUGUGCUGCUGAACUUCACUCGGGAGGAAGAGGACAUGCUGAAACAAACUCUUGAGUACAAGAUGUCCUGGUUUGGAUCCAAACCUUCUCCAAAGGGUGCCAUCCGGCCUUCAGUCUCAGGCUCUUCCACUCACUGGAGCUGAUAAGCAGCACAAAGAGCUCAGGUGAUGGAGAGACAGGACCUAAAGACAGGAGUCCUGGAGUCCUUCUUCUGUGAAUCCCUUCACUGAGCCGGAGUCUAGC
Labrus bergylta (ballan wrasse) is the source of this 2979-nucleotide messenger RNA. RefSeq names its product golgin A1 (gene golga1). The record is from RefSeq and is a predicted model, not a curated record. Gene Ontology annotation, cellular component: Golgi apparatus. Lineage: Eukaryota; Metazoa; Chordata; Actinopteri; Labriformes; Labridae.